UGGCGGGUCGCGGCACUUGGACACGCGAUCGUCGUGCGGUGCACACGCUCAUCCCAAAUGCCUAACCGGCUGCGGUUAUUUCCUCGCGACGCGUGCCUUUCGCGCGAUCGUCACGCGUGCUGCGACUUCUCGUGAGAGGGAGGUCAAGGGGAGUCCGGCAGACCUCUCGAGCCUCUCUCGCUGCUUGCUCUACUCCCUCCUUUUCGUCAAGGUGCCUCUGACUUGGCUACGUUACAGUGCGUGGACUGCCGUCUCGGUGAGCUGACGUUGUGUGUGACGCAAGGCUGCGUCUGUGAGACUGGUGAAUACAAGUAUAUCUCAGCGAAGUUUGUGAAGCUGGUGUUGUACAUUGACUGAUUACUUUCAUCAUCAUGGAUUGGAGACUUGGAUUGCUGGUGUUGGCCUGUCUUCUUGUUGACGGUACGAUGGCGUUGAGGAUGCUGGAGCUGGUGGUGCCCCAGCACGUGGUCCGUGGCCAGAACAUCAGGCUGGAGUGCAACUUCAACCUGGACGGCGAGACACUGUAUUCGGUGAAAUGGUACAAAGACGGGAACGAGUUCUAUCGAUACGUGCCGCAGGACAGGCCGCCGGUGCUCGUCUUUCAGCUGCCAGGUGUCACGGCGAACAUUCACAAUUCGACGGAGAGAUCGGUGGUUCUCUACUCGGUGAACUUAAUGAGCACCGGAAGAUACAGAUGCGAGGUGUCAGCAGAGGCGCCGUCCUUCCAAACUGUCUCCGAUCACUCGGACAUGCUGGUCGUGGCGUUGCCGGAAGACGGGCCGAUUAUCACUGGCAGACCAGGAAGGCAUCGUUAUCAAGUCAGUGACGUGGUGCGGUUCAAUUGCACUUCGGCGAAGUCGAAACCAGCUGCCAUGCUCAGCUGGUUCAUCAACGGGGACCCUGUAAGUGACUUAUAUAUAUAUAUAUAUAUAUACUUAAACCUCUACAGUAUACGCCUGUCAGAAGCCGUGAAAUUCCGUGGGAAAAUGUUCUGCCGCGACAUUUUUCUUAUCUCCUGCUCCUUAUCCCCUCUGUAAUUACUCCCUGGCGAUCAGUUUUAACUUCUUCCAGUGCCACUGUCCACCGGCUGUUACCGCAAGUAUAUUGAUUUUCGCAGAAUGUAGCGUGUUUGUUGCAUGAAGGAACGGUGUUUCGUUAAUUGGACGAGCGAGGCGGAUCGUUUAAAGCAGCUAAUUGAAGUGUUAUAAAUGGCAGUGGCAAGUCCGCCGUUACUGUGCAUUCAGUUUAUUAGAACAGCGCCAUUUACCAGCGUCUUUAAUAACUAUAUAAGUCAAGUAUCCCUUUGUUCAAUUUCCAAUAAAUCCGGUAAAAAGCAGCUG
This is a messenger RNA of Frieseomelitta varia, 1340 nucleotides long. Its product is annotated as cell adhesion molecule 2-like. Lineage: Eukaryota; Metazoa; Arthropoda; Insecta; Hymenoptera; Apidae. The transcript is spliced from 4 exons. The record is from RefSeq and is a predicted model, not a curated record. Bases 372 to 1037 code for a protein of 221 amino acids.